GGAACAUCGGCGGCUGCCCGGGUGACUCGGUUAUAUGUCACAGAAUAACAUUCGAGAAUGGGACAUGGAAUGAGGCGACGGCCGCAGCAGCCCCAGCAGCAGCCGCCGCGGCAGCCCCCGCCGCCCCCGCCGCCCGGAGGGGCUCUGCAGCAAUGAAGCCGGCCGUCCCGAGGCGCCGCCCGUGAGCGGGAGCACUGCCACCCCCGCGGAGCCCCCGCCGCCGCUCCCCUUCGCGCGUCCUGCCGCAGCGAGAGGCAUGGAGACGGCCACCCCGGCGGGGCGCUGAUCCCCGCGCCGCGCCCCGCGCACACGCCCCCCGCCCCGCGCUCCCCGCCCCGGCCGCACCAUGACCGGCUCCGCGGCCGACACUCACCGCUGCCCCCACCCCAAAGGCGCCAAAGGCACCCGGUCCCGGAGCAGCCACGCGCGGCCCGUGAGCCUCGCCACCAGCGGGGGCUCGGAGGAGGAGGACAAAGACGGCGGGGUGCUAUUCCACGUUAACAAGAGCGGCUUCCCCAUCGACAGCCACACCUGGGAGCGCAUGUGGAUGCACGUGGCCAAGGUGCACCCCAAGGGGGCGGAAAUGGUGGGCGCCAUCAGGAACGCCACCUUCUUGGCAAAGCCUUCAGUACCCCAGGUCCCAAACUACAGGCUGUCAAUGACGAUCCCAGACUGGCUCCAGGCGAUCCAGAAUUACAUGAAGACACUACAAUACAAUCACACAGGGACCCAGUUCUUUGAAAUUAGGAAAAUGAGACCGCUGAGUGGGUUAAUGGAAACAGCGAAAGAAAUGACCCGAGAGUCCUUGCCUAUCAAAUGUCUUGAAGCUGUCAUCCUGGGCAUAUACUUAACCAAUGGACAGCCUUCCAUUGAGAGAUUCCCCAUCAGCUUUAAAACCUACUUCUCAGGAAACUACUUUCACCAUGUCGUGCUGGGGAUUUAUUGCAAUGGCCGCUACGGCUCGCUGGGUAUGAGCCGAAGGGCUGAGCUGAUGGACAAGCCACUGACCUUUCGGACUCUGAGUGACCUCAUCUUUGACUUUGAAGACUCCUACAAGAAAUACCUGCACACGGUCAAGAAGGUCAAGAUUGGGCUGUACGUCUCCCAUGAGCCUCAUAGCUUCCAACCCAUUGAGUGGAAGCAGCUGGUCCUCAACGUCUCAAAGAUGUUGAGGGCAGAGAUAAGGAAGGAGCUGGAAAAAUAUGCCAGGGACAUGAGAAUGAAGAUCUUGAAACCUGCAAGUGCCCACUCUCCGACCCAAGUGAGAAGCCGGGGAAAAUCCCUGUCCCCCCGAAGGAGACAAGCCAGCCCCCCGAGAAGGCUCGGCAGGCGAGACAAGUCGCCUGCACUGCCUGAAAAGAAAGCGGCUGAUCUCAGCACUCUGAAUGAAGUGGGCUAUCAAAUCCGAAUCUAGCCAAGCCAUACUGGCGACCAAGAGGGUUUCUGUGGUGCUUCUCUCUGCACUUUACCCAGCAUCUUCAGGAGGAACUGCAACUAUUUAUUAAGAACUCGUGCAUUUUAUUUUUAAGGAUUCACCUGGAAAUAGAAUCUGAGUGGGUGGUAACAAUUAGCUUUAAAAAGUUUGCUAAGAGGCUGACCAUGAAAAGGCUGAAGUAAUAAACCCCACUGGGGUUGGACUGUCUCCCUCACUCUAGAACUUAAGGAUAACAACCAUAACUGUAGUUUUAUAUUUUUCCAUUUACCUACUUUCUUUUACUUGCUUUGAACAUUAUGCCUCACCAGUAGUAAAUGUUCAGGAAGUCCUCUGUCCCACUUUUGGUAUAGUAAGGUAACUCGAUCAGUAUUACUGUCUUCUUCAGCAAUAACAGAAGCAAAGAUGGGUGGGUUUUCUUUAAGCAGUUAAUAUUACCUCAGCAUUUUGACAUCAGAUAUGCAAACCUAAUGGUGUUUUCUUUUUUUUUAUAUAUAUAGGCUGUUUGUAUUGUUUCCCCAUAUUUCCCAUGGGGAUCUCCACAAGUUUGGAGGUUUUUUUUUUCCUGGUGCACAUGUGAGAUGAGAUUUAAGGUAUUAUAUGCAAGUGUUUUACUAAAAAGCACUGAAAUUCUUCUGGCAAUACGGGAAACAAUUUUUAGGAUCUUGGAGUUUCUUCCUUCUUAAUCUUUCUUAAAGCAUUCACUGACACAGUUUUUGUUCUUUCAAAACAAAACAAAGCACGUUCAGAAGCUAGUCUAUGUUCUGUCACUAACAUUUAAACUUUGCAGACUCCAGCAAAAAGCACAAGAGGUCAUGCACUAUUACACAAAUUUAGCAGUAUUGCCUCACCCACAAAGGCAAGAGACCAGGAAUGAAUCAGCAGGUCGUGAGAACCAGAUAACCUUUCUGUUCACGUUUCUCUGAUUUUUAAACUCUGAGUCAGGCUUUGAUUCAUAGGACUCACUGUUAAAAAUGCAUUCUGAUGUCUUAUAUUAAGACCAAAGGUGACACACUAAGGUUAUUUUCCAGUACCUUGCUUUUAGGUUCUACUUCAUAUUUAGGAACUAGUACUGGAAAAUACAAUGAAAUAGAGAAGCAGAAACUUUUUAAUGGAAAAGUCUUCCUGUACAGUGUUACACCUUAUAGUGUAAUUUAGUCCGUGAAGCACAGAAUGAAUAUCGGGCCUGCGUAUGGUAGUUACAGUGUAACUUCUGGCUGCAGCCCACACAAGAUAACUAACAGCAUACGUAGUUUGUAUGUCAUGAAUAUCAAGAGUACAGCCUCUAUCUCACUUGUUUUAUCUUAGCCGGCCAUGCCAACCUAUGAGACCAAAAGAUAUAUACAAGUGCAGCCUGCCGGUCAACAAAGUCCUAUGUCAGUCUCAGUGCUUCUCCUCUGGCUCUCUUUGUCUGAAGGUGGUUAUAGGACGGGAGUAAAAAAAAUAAGAAUCUGCUCAUUGAGAAUCUUUACCAAUAAAACCUCUGGGGGUGACAUGGAAAGCAAAAGGACUUCCUCCUUCAGCUAUGUGCACAAGAGCUCUCUUAACCCUAAAAAUCAAUAUUAUUAAUGAAAAUACUGUCUUCUUGAAAAAGAGGGAAGUCCAGUGUCCUUUAGAUUAACAGGACCAAAGAAGUAUACAUCUCAACUAGAUUAAAAUGCAGCAUAAGUUAAAAAUUCUGAACUUAAUCUUUUUCUUUAAGAAUAGUAUUAUCAGAGUUAAAAAUGAGUUAUCUUUGUAUAUCUUCACACAGCAAACCCAUUUGCAGCCUCAUGGCCGCAUGUAUUUUGAUUUGGAGUAGUCAAUGAGUCACUUCAUUCUCAUUCUAAAACAACACUGACUUAGCCAUAUAUCUUCUGUUUUUCAGUCUGAAACUUUAUUAUAUCUAAUAAGGAGACUACUUAUUCUAUGAGCUUGGAACGGGAUUUGCCAAGCAUUAAGUACUGUUCCAUCUAAAAUACAGAAUGUCAAAAAGAUGCAAUCACCUCGUUUCCCACAAAAAGAGAGGGAAAAGAAUAGAAACUAUAUGUUGCUGUAAGCCUUAAAACUGCCAAGUGGCUUGAUGAUUCAAUU
Molecule: messenger RNA, 3505 nt
Organism: Cynocephalus volans (Philippine flying lemur)
Lineage: Eukaryota; Metazoa; Chordata; Mammalia; Dermoptera; Cynocephalidae
Gene: VASH2
Product: vasohibin 2
Exons: 8
Coding region: 347-1414 (355 amino acids)
Biological process (GO): regulation of angiogenesis
Cellular component (GO): cytoplasm
Source: RefSeq, a predicted model, not a curated record